UGGACCGAGGACGGCUCCCCAGCUCGUUUCAGGACUGGAAAAUCAGAAAUGAGGAACAAUAUGAGACAAGAUUCAGUGAAAAUGCACAAGUUGUUAAUCGAGCUGGUCCUGCUGGGAGUCAUUAGUUCGAGUAAUGGUGCAAUCCAGAGGCCUGACUAUGAUGACACACCCAACCCAGAGUUCCUCAACCCGGCCUGGAUGGCCAGCAUCCCUGAUGAUCGGCUGCUGUCAGAGAUCACCAUGCCUGGGACACACAACACCAUGGCCCUAUAUGGUGGUGUGUAUGCAGAGUGCCAGACCUGGAGCCUGGCCUCCCAGCUCCGUGCUGGUGUUCGCUUCCUAGACAUCCGUGUGCGUCAUGUCAACGGAAACCUCACCAUUCAUCACGGGGUGUCCUACCAGCGAGCGCACUUUGGCGACGUCCUGGAGGGAGUGACUGACUUCCUGCAGGAGUAUCCAACUGAGACAGUGCUAAUGCGUCUAAAGGAGGAGUUCAGUGAGACGGGUGACAUCUAUGGUGCUGUGGUAGACUACAUCAAUCGCUACUCUCACUGGGACCUGCUGUGGCACAGCCGACUCGUGCCAACCAUGAGUGAGGCUCGAGGGAAGAUCAUCAUCCUGCAGAACUUCAAUGGGCCAGAUCUGGGGAUGCGUUAUGAUUCAAUGGACAUAGCUGAUGACUGGAAGGUGCCCACACUGGCACAUGUGCAGGAGAAAUGGCAGAGUGUCUACAACCACUUGGAGGCUGCACCUUCAGGAAACAAAGCCCAGAUUUUUCUCACCUACAGCAGUGGAGCCGGAGUGUUCGCGCACCCCAGGGCCGUCGCACAGCUCAUCAACCCACAGCUGUACAAGUACCUGAGGGCCAAGACGGACCUGAACCAGCGCUUUGGAAUCAUAUGCAUGGACUUUCCCGCUGCCCCUAUUAUUCAAAUGAUCAUUGACUUCCAAUUAAAAGAGGCUUUUAAGACAGAGCAGGUCUAAUAACACAAUUCUUAGCCACUUAACUUCCUCACUGACAAAGUAAUUAAUCAAACGUUUCGGUGCUAAUAUCUGACCGAGCUCGGCAAAAGUAAUUAUGAUGGAAAGUUUGCCUGGGAUGAAAUGUCUCAUUUGCAAAAGAUUUGGGGAAUAAAAUAAAUGCAACUCAAAAAUAAA
This is a messenger RNA of Pundamilia nyererei, 1158 nucleotides long. Its product is annotated as 1-phosphatidylinositol phosphodiesterase. The record is from RefSeq and is a predicted model, not a curated record. Gene Ontology annotation, molecular function: phosphoric diester hydrolase activity. Bases 49 to 984 code for a protein of 311 amino acids. The transcript has 4 exons. Gene Ontology annotation, biological process: lipid metabolic process. NCBI's taxonomy places the organism in Eukaryota, Metazoa, Chordata, Actinopteri, Cichliformes, Cichlidae.